Messenger RNA from Cornus florida, 3257 nucleotides. RefSeq lists its product as uncharacterized. Lineage: Eukaryota; Viridiplantae; Streptophyta; Magnoliopsida; Cornales; Cornaceae. The coding region runs from base 431 to 3052 and encodes 873 amino acids. The transcript is spliced from 3 exons. The record is from RefSeq and is a predicted model, not a curated record.
CACUUCUGACAAUACUGCAGAAGAUAGGUGAACUCCAGCCAGACUAGCCCUCUCACUCUUUCUCUCUCUAUUAUUUCCUUCUCUGUCCAUGUUCUUUGGAAUUUGGGGAAGCAAAAGGCAUUUGGAAAUUGGAAUACGAGCCGAUCUCUUUACUCCUCUGCUCUGCAAGCUCUCUUUCUCAGCUUUUCGAUCUUUACUUACUCCUUUUAUGGUAUCUCUUCGUUUUCAAGAUGGAGGAGUUUCUAUAAUGGCUUCUUUUGUCUCUGCAUUUUGCCGAUUACGUACGAAUUGAGAAGCUGGUAGAUUGCAAGAAUACUUUAAUCUGUAUUAUGCCAUCUGAGAAAUAGCAGAUUCUCAUGUCCUAUCAGGCACGUGGGAUAUUAUUUAAAACUUGAGAAAAGUUCAAACGAAUCAGCAAACCUCAGGAAGAAUGGAAAAUCGAUGGGCAAGGCAAGGUACAAACUUGCAAGACAGGUUGAAAUUAGAAAAAUCCAAGUUGUCUUAUGCUGAUCUCCAUUGCAAAGUAAUAGAGAAUGCAGACAAUAUCCCAUCAACUUCAGGUAAUCAGCAAAAGCUACGAGCUGAAAGGAAGGCAACUGAGAAUGAAGAGCUUGUUAAAUACAUGUCAAAUUUGCCUAGUUAUUUGGAAAGAAAUGAAAACCUCUGGAAGAAAGCUUUUAAUGUAGGGGUUCUUGACUGGCGCAGUUUAGAAAAAUGGCAAUAUAACCAUAAAGGGAUCCCCUACAGAAGUAGCAGAGAUUCGCUGUCUAGCAGCAAUGCCUCCUCAUUUUUCUCAACAGAGGGAUCAUCUACGCAUUCUAGCAGGGGUCCCAGCUGUUCUCCUGCUCGUCAAAGAAUUCACCGGCCUACCUUGCAAUCUCUGCUGAUUGCAUCUCCAAAGGAAGGCUAUUCCCAAGGUGUCAAAUCCUUUGGAGGAAGUGUUGGAAAUUCUCAAGAUCUCAAAGCUGCCUCAAGAGAACCCUUGAAGGGGCACCAAAGAAUGCUUAGAACAUACCAGUCUUUUGAGAAAGAAAGCAAGAGGAAAGAUUCAUACCCACACAUUGUUCCAGACAUAAAAGUUCGUCAGGGUUUUGAAAAUUAUAGUGGGGAAUUGCAUUCAAAGGGAAAGAUGAAGAUCCAAGAAGGUGAGUCUAGAAAGAGAGUGGAGAAAAUGCAAGAGCCUUAUCAUUAUUUUGUUGAUCAUGAUUUGACAGCAAUAAAUUAUCAAAGAUCAAGUGAAGCAAAUCAAAGGAGAUUCUCAGACGUACUUUCUUCUGAGGAGGUCUACAGUGCGGAGCUCUAUUCUGACAUCCCACACUCAUGCCCGCUGCCUUGUGAAGUUGACAAGAUCAAAUGCUCACACUUAAAUCAAUCCAGGUCCUUAGAUAAAAAGAGUGUCAAGUUUUCAGCUGAACAGUCAAAAUCUUCACCAUCUUCUGCCAAAAUAUCAAUUAAUCCAUCCAGAGGCAAGAAGUCUUCAAAACAUUUGAAGCCUUCUGAGGGAUCAGAUCUAAAAAUGGGCACUGUAGCUACUCAAGUGAGAAAUUCUUCUCCAACUCGUCGUUUUAGCAUUGAUAUGGGUAAGGCAAGAAGUGCCAGCUAUAAAGAUGGUUCAGUUUUACUGCAGUUAAGCUCCAAGCAUGUUACUGCUAAAUCUGGUUCAGAGAAAUCUGUUCCUCCUGAUUGCUUGGAUAAUACAAGUAGUGAUAAACCGAACAGUACUAGUAGAGCCCGGUCCAGCCCUUUGAGAAGGUUACUGGAGCCAUUGCUCAAGCCAAAGGCAGCAAACUCCCAUCAUUUUUCUGAACCAUUGCGGAAAGAUUCAUCAUCCACAUAUGGGGCCUGCAAAUCAUCUAAUGGACGUGUAGAAUCUUCCAUUUUACAUCCAGUGAAAGUAAAAUUAGAUUUUACAAGCUCUAGGACAACUAGUGCGAAUGAUUCACAUCACAGGGAGAAGCAUGGAUUGUCAACUGUUCAAGCUCUUCUGAAAAUUGCCAUAAAGAACGGUCUUCCUGUUUUUACAUUUGCCAUUGGCAAAAAUGUUGACAUUCUAGCGGCUACAAUGAAAAAGAUACAACCUUCAGAAAAGGAUGACAACAGUUGCAUUUACACAUUCUUCAAAAUUUGUGAAGUCAAGAAUAAGAAUGGUCGGAUAAAUCAGAGAAGCAAAGGCAAAGGUCCUGGUUAUGUCCCAAAUGUUGUUGCCCAAAUGAAGGUUUCUAAUUCCCAGUUCUUGGAGUCUAUCAGACACAAUCCCGUGGAUCAAUUUAGCAUCAGGGAGUUUGUUUUGUUUGCCGUGGACCUAAAUCAUGUGAAUCGGCACACGUCAGACCUCCAGCCGAAUGAUGAGCUUGCAGCCAUUGUUGUCAAGUUCCCAAAAGAGCCCCCUAGUGGCUUGAUCCAAGAUGGGCACCGGUGUGAUAACUUCAAUCAUAUAUCAGUAACUGGUUUGAAAGAGCCAUUGCCAGAGGUGACCAGCUAUUCCAAUUUUAAGGAUAACAAAGAGAAUGGGUCUUCUGUUGGAAGUCAAGACCUAUUUAACAUGACAGUUAUUCUACCUGUUGGUAUUCAUGGACUGCCAAGUAAAGGAGAACCUUCACCACUGAUUGAACGGUGGAUAUCGGGUGGGGCAUGUGAUUGCGGCGGUUGGGAUUUGGGUUGCAGAAUAAGGGUUUUGGCCACCCAAACUCAACUUAGGAGAUCAAGUUCAUCCAAAGCUCAUCCUACUGCAGGACGAUUUGAGAUUUUCCCUCAGGGAGAAGUCUUACAUGAUAGGCCUCCCUUCAGCUUGUCCCGGCUCGUUGAUGGGGUAUUUUCAGUUGAAUUCAACUCUUCACUCUCCCUUCUGCAAGCGUUCUCCAUUUGCAUAGCAGUUUUAAACAGUAGGAAACCAUAUGAGCUUUCAGAAUCAAGUGACCUGUUUGAAGAGAAAUCUUCCAAAGAAACCACAUUACCGGAACACUAUGAAAUAAAGGCUCCUAGUGGUAAUCAAGUGGAGGUUGCUGCAAGAUAUGCCUCGUAUCCACCCCUUUCUCCUGUUGGGAGGGUCUAGUUUGCACAAGAAAGUAGUUCAUGAUUGGGAUCAGGUUUUACAUUUCCGAAUUUCCAGAUUGUGUUCAAGGCUAUCUUCAUCUGUCACUGAAAAAUAUCCAGAGUCAAAUGAAGCAUCGCCUAAAAAAUCAGAAUGUAAUUUUGCAGUACUUGUGUAUAAAGAAGCAAUUUCACCAGAGUUUGGAAAGAUAUGUUGUUUUGUGUAA